UUCGAGGCUGGCUGACCACUGACUGCUGGUCAUCUAAUGAUGGCAAGGCAACUUCAAAGCAGAAACAGUUGCUCGCAUUGGUCUCCAACAAGGAUGUAUAAUUCCGUUCUCUAAGCAUAAUUUAACCGAUCUGUGUAUCAGCAGUUCGCUUCUAAAUGUUGCUGUCCCUUCAUGAUGUGUGCAAAUUUUUGGUAUUUCCUUACAUCAUCAUGAGGCGCCCAAUGGAGAUGUUAUGUGAUUCUCUAUACGCGAUGGAAAUAGAACUUUGGCAGCCAUGUCCGGCGAUGGUCCUACACAUGAUACAAUGGUUGCUAAAGAUGUAAAAACGGAUGAGCAUGAGAAUAACGACGAUGUGAAAGAUAUUCACUGUGGAGUGGUUCGCCGAAGACAAAGAUUACUUUCACUUUCUGUGCCUCCAAUGCCAUGGUUUGGUAUUGAUAUAGGAGGCACGUUGGUCAAACUUGUUUACUUCGAGCCGGAAGAUCAUAAUGAUUUUAUUGAAAAUGAAGAAGAAGUCUUACGGCGUAGGAAAAUUCAACGGUAUCUUGUAGCAAGCAAAGCCUAUGGCGGUACUGGUGUGAGGGAUGAUCAUCUACGUCUCUGUAAUGUCGGAAUCAAUGGCAGAGUUGGCACAAUACAUUUUAUUCGAUUUCCAACGGACAGAAUGCUUGAUUUUGUAUAUUUGGUUAAGAGUAAGGGGUUCGCCGAAAUGAGCAGUACGGUAUGUGCUACUGGGGGCGGCUCUUUAAAAUAUGCUAAAGAAGCAACGGAUUUGGGUUUGCAAUUGCACAAAACAGAUGAACUGGAAUCUCUGAUCAAGGGUAUUGAAUUUAUUGCUGCAACAAAUCCCGACGAAUGCUAUUAUUAUGAGAAUCCUUUGGAUGACUCCUUAUGUAAAAAAGUAAUUUGGCGGUGGUCACACGGUCGCUGUUCAACAUCGGAUUUCGUUCCGGAAAGCGAAAAGAAGGAUGGCUUGCAGUAUCCAUACAUCGUUUGCAACAUUGGUAGUGGUGUAUCUGUCUUAGCUGUACGUGGGCAUAAUCAGUUCGAGCGGAUUGGAGGCAGCAGCAUUGGUGGUGGUUUCUUUCAAGGUCUGUGUGCAAUUAUGUGCGGAUGUGAAACGUUUGAAGAGGCGAUUGAGUUAGCGUCACGAGGAGACAAUAAGAACGUUGAUAAGCUUGUGAAGGAUAUUUAUGGCUCAGGUUAUGAUCAAAUGGGACUUCCAGGCGAUGUUAUUGCUGCCAGCUUUGGGAAAAUAUAUAACAAGGAGGAUCGUGAUAAGGCACGAAUUGAAGAUCUUGCACGUUCGGCACUCGUAACUACAACAAACAAUAUUGGUUCAAUUGCAUUUAAUGGAGCGAAAACUUGCGGAAUUGAUCGGAUUGUUUUUGUUGGAAAUUUUCUGAGAGUAAAUCCCAUCGCUGCAAGACUGCUGAGUAAUGCUAUGAAUUUUUGGUCACAGGGGACGAAAAAAGCACUAUUUUUGAUACAUGAAGGUUAUUUUGGCGCGGUUGGAUGCUUGGAUAAAUUGGUCGAUGUUACGGAGACAAGAAGGCGAAUACGUGCUGAAAAUCAACAGCAAGAAAACAACAGUAAUAUUAAGAAUUUGGGAUGAUGGAGUUAUGAAAGAAAUAAAAAAUAGGUCACUGCUUUCUUUGGAACCUGAGCAAUAUCAUCCCGUUAUUUGUUUUCUUUUUUUCGCCGUUUCUUGGUCAUUGAAAAAUUCGCAUCGACAUGGUUCAGAUUGUUGGGAAAUAUAAUACCUGCAAAAUUUGUUCGGUUUUGCAUUCGAUCGUUUGGUAUUAGGUCCUAGUUAAUUUUCUCUGCUGUCAUUCGUUCAUAUGGUAAUGGUUGUGUAUUAAUCUAAUAGAAAAAUCAUGGAUUAUAAGUCCUGUAGAUUUGUUUUUUUUUUUCUUUUGAAGUGCAGUACAUCCGCAGCUCUGUUUCCUAAUUCAGAUUUCACUCUUCUUUUUAAAAGUAAUAGUAUUUCCAUCCGACUAACUCCAUUGCACGGACCUUUCCAAUUCUCUUGUUGAAUAUGUUGCUAAGCUAAGCUUUUCAAGUGCUGAUGUAGACUACAACUGUUUUUUCUGCUAAAUAUGUUACUUACUGCUUAUCCAAACUUCUUGCUGUUCGAAAUCAGAGCUGAAAAUAGUUCUAGUGCCUUCACGUUUUAUGUUAAUCAUUUGCCAGGAAGCUUGCUCAUCUUUUCUCUCAUUCACUUUAUUGUGAGGAACAAUUAUUUUCCAAGAGGUUCUAUAUUUGUUUUGAUAUUGAACUGUUGCUUCUUUUGAUGCUAUUUAUUUUUUCCCACAUUUUUGAAAGGAUUUCGUUCGUGGACUUGUACGCCACACGUAUUUUUUUGUGCGCAUUUAAGGACUUUUUUCAAUUUGAAGUUAUUCACUAAUUGAAGUUUUUAAUGCAGUAAUUUACUGUGCAGGGCUGAAGAUUCGAUUCUUAUUUUGUUAUCAUUCAUUGUAAUUAAAUUAGCAUUUGUCUUCAUUGACCUUUCUUUGGUAGUAUAUAUGCACUCAUAAUAACUACUUGAUUUAACCAUUUAUUUGAAUACGGAGAAAUCAGAUUUACGAUGGUUCUUUGAGCCACUGCUCUUAGUUUUUUGUUGUCGAAAUUUCAGAGGUAUUAUUAACAGUUGAUCUGUAGGGGAAUUAUAAUUCAGUAGCCUCGUCGUUGCCUUCCAGAAUUGUUUGUUUUAUUUGUGAAGUAUUAGAGCAUGAGCACCACGUAGAGUCUAUUUGACGAUUCGAUUUUUUUCCUGUUUUUGCCUUACCUGUUGAAUUAGUAAUUCACUUAAUUGUACCAGUGUAACUUUCUUUCUCUUCUCACUUCUAAGCAAUUUUGCAUCUACCAUUCUACAAACAUUCGCAAUUUCAAUAUUUUAAUGAUGCCUAUGUAAGUUUGGAUUUCAAAUGCGUCUUCUUAAUUGUAAGUUGUACAACAUUUAUUUUCCAUGUAAUUAUCUCCAAGAAUGCGAUAUUUUUCGAGCCAUUUGUUCGCUUUUGUGCUUCGCAGGUAUUUUAAUAUUCUGAUAUCCGUUUGCACCUGACGUUUACGCUUCUUCAUUCAUUAUACAUCCUUUUUCAAUAUCCAUAUUGUUCUAUCAUUUUUCCAAAACUGUGGAAUUCAGUUCACUGGUCAGGCGCAUAUAUGUGUUUGGACAAGUUUCUGUUUCUCAUUUUUAAUAGUAAUUUCACUUAUUUCACUAUUCCAUUCAGUAAUAAAAAAGAUGAA
Loa loa (African eye worm) is the source of this 3249-nucleotide messenger RNA. RefSeq names its product pantothenate kinase. Gene Ontology annotation, cellular component: cytosol; nucleus. NCBI's taxonomy places the organism in Eukaryota, Metazoa, Nematoda, Chromadorea, Rhabditida, Onchocercidae. The transcript has 11 exons. Gene Ontology annotation, biological process: coenzyme A biosynthetic process. The record is from RefSeq and is a predicted model, not a curated record. The coding region runs from base 275 to 1615 and encodes 446 amino acids. Gene Ontology annotation, molecular function: pantothenate kinase activity; ATP binding.